Tachysurus fulvidraco (yellow catfish) is the source of this 1436-nucleotide messenger RNA. It is a transcript of the gene fam163ba, whose product is annotated as family with sequence similarity 163 member B, genome duplicate a. The transcript is spliced from 3 exons. NCBI's taxonomy places the organism in Eukaryota, Metazoa, Chordata, Actinopteri, Siluriformes, Bagridae. The record is from RefSeq and is a predicted model, not a curated record. Bases 517 to 1041 code for a protein of 174 amino acids.
ACUGAUCUGGCAACCCAUUCCUGGCGUGAUUUUUUUUCUCCUCUACUGCGACUCAAGGCUUUUGCUUGUGUAGAGUCCGGACGCAGAGGCUCAUAAGCAGCUCAUAAGCACCUCUGCUCCUGUGCUCAGAGACGUAUUAAGUUUCUGGAACGCUUAUAAGCGUAUCGGCUUUUCCUGCACGCACGCAGUUUUUUGGAUGUUAAACACGACUGCUGAUUCAUUUGUGACAUUAAUUUUAAACACGCAGUUGGUCCACGAGCCUCUCCGUCGUCUUGUGCCUCGUUUCCGCCUGAUGUUGAAGUCAUGGUGUUCGGCUCUGGAUGAAAAUUUUCCUGACAGCUCUCCCGGCUGAAGAAACGACACCGCCGCGGUGUUCAUGGCGCUCAGUUCUGCAUGAUUUCUGCUUUCUGAUUCUGUCCAUGAUCCGGAUGAGCUUCUCCAAAGCCGCUGCUUCUUCCUGCAUGUGAUCUGAUUCAUUCCACCGCUGCUGAAGGGUGUUGAUGGAGAGCUUUUCGAAUGACAGCCGGGACAGUGGUCAUCACAGGCGGGAUUCUAGCUACAAUAAUCUUACUGUGCAUCAUUGCAGUACUGUGUUACUGUAGACUGCAGUAUUAUUGCUGUAAGAAGGAGGAGUCCGAGUCGGAGGAGGAGGAGCCUGACUUUGCCGUGACGUCUCGUCUGCCGCCUGUACACUCCAACCACAACAUCCUGGCUCCUGCUGUCUCCCCGGUGCCCACCCCCAACGGGCCGGCCCUGUUCACGCCCCCACAGCCAACCCGCAAGCUGACCCGCUCGCAGACGUUCUGCCCGUCCUGCACACACUACGACAUGCCCUUCUACCUGCAGCAGCCGGACGGCCUGAGGAACGGCGGCGAGCGUCUGAGCUUCCGCAGCGUCCAGCAGCACGAGCUGGAGCUUCCCACGCCACUGCCCACGCCGCUGCCCACACCGCUGCCCAACUACCACAAGCUCAACCUGAACCGCUCCGUCACCAUGAGACAGAUGUUCACACGCAGCUGCAGCAUCAGCACCGAUGUCUAGCGCUGGGAGAGCGUCUGACCUGCGCCCCCUGCAGGCCUGGAGCAAAUCCACAGGUCCGUACAGACGCUUGGUUAGAGCUCAGGCUCAGAGGACGCUACACGGAAGGUGUAAAUGUUUUAGCACACAAAACACACUCAUGGAAAGUGGUGAGGAAUAAAAAUGUAAAAAAUAUUUAAAUGAAUUAAUCCUGAUGUUAGGAGGUGGUUUGGGGAAGUGAAGAAAAAAAGGCUGGAGAGAGUUUGUGUGAUUGUCUCAUUUUGGUCUAGAAAAGUAAAAGAAAUCACAACACUUUCUUUUGUACAUAAAGUUUAACUUGUCAUUUUGUAACACCGGUGUUUGUGAAUGUGUGUGUGUGUGUGUGUGUGUGUGUGUGUGUGUGUGUGUGUGUGUGUGUG